CCAUCUUUAUUUUGCUUACAGAAAAAUGGAUAGCCCAAAAAGUCCUCGAAGCCCAAAAGUUCUUUCUCAUCAUAAUUCAAUGAAAAGUUUACGGUCAGUUCGGAGUCAGAAGAGUAUGCGUUCGUUGAAAAGUCAAAAAAGCACACAGAGCAUUCGAAUAUUCAAUCAUCACCACGAUACUUAUCAGACUUGCUUUGGUUUCAUGCACGUAAAGAUUGCUACCUGCUCCAUUGGAUUUUUCGCUCUCCUUGGUGUCUGCUUUACUCUGGUCUAUUGCGUUUUCACAUCACAGGAGCAACGGCGCCCUAAUAUGAAGUUAUACGCGAUUCCCAUGAUCAUAGUCAUUAUUGCCCUGCUUUACAUGUUUGUUGGAAUCUUACAACAAAAAGCGCAUUUAUUAUUUGCUUUUAUUGCAUUACAGAUAUCAGUGACAUUCGGAAUUGCUGUUUUGAUUGUUAUUAUUUUGAUAUCAGUAGCUUGUAAUACUACGUUCAUCCUCAAAUUUUUUGUGGACAUUAGUCUAGCCCAAUCUGAAUACACAAAAACAGCGUUGACAGCGCUUGUUGGACUAUCAUUUCAACUUGGAAUUCAUAUAUGGGCUCUUCGAGCAGUUUGUGGAUGCUAUCGCUAUUUUACAGAUAUUCACAAAUUUGAAGUACGACAAGCGCAAGCUAACUAUGUCUAAUCAUUUGUUUUCUGUAUAUGUAACGAUAAUCACACGAGUCAUUUUUCGUACAUUUUUGUACAUUUAAAUGUAUUUAUUUAUUUUGCUUGUUUUUUUUGACUUCAAUAUAUUAACCCGAACAAGAAAUUGACAGAAUUAUUAAAACUAAAAAAUUAAAUGAACUCCUAUUUACAGCAUGUU
Messenger RNA from Caenorhabditis elegans, 865 nucleotides. It is a transcript of the gene F09F9.5, whose product is annotated as MARVEL domain-containing protein. The record is from RefSeq and is marked reviewed. The transcript is spliced from 5 exons. Bases 26 to 685 code for a protein of 219 amino acids. Lineage: Eukaryota; Metazoa; Nematoda; Chromadorea; Rhabditida; Rhabditidae. Gene Ontology annotation, cellular component: endomembrane system.